Messenger RNA from Sphaeramia orbicularis (orbiculate cardinalfish), 2408 nucleotides. It is a transcript of the gene naaladl1, whose product is annotated as N-acetylated alpha-linked acidic dipeptidase like 1. The record is from RefSeq and is a predicted model, not a curated record. Bases 1 to 2223 code for a protein of 740 amino acids. NCBI's taxonomy places the organism in Eukaryota, Metazoa, Chordata, Actinopteri, Kurtiformes, Apogonidae. Gene Ontology annotation, molecular function: carboxypeptidase activity. The transcript has 19 exons.
AUGAUUAAGAAGGUGUUGCUGGGUGUUGUUUGUGGUGCUGCUGUCCUGACUGUAGGGAUCCUCAUCGGACAUUUCGGUAUCACCAAGAGCGGCCCCUCGGCUCCGUACUGGGUCAACGAUGUGGCCAAGGAUGUGGACGAGAGCCUCAUCAAGACAUUCCUAUCUGAAGUGGACAAUGUCAAGAUUGGGGAGAACCUUAAGGAGUUGACCAAAGUGCCCCAUAUGGCCACUACAGCUGGAGACGAACAGACAGUCCAGUUUAUGCUGAAGAGAUGGCAGGAUCCUAAUUCUGGUCUGGACGAAGCCUGGAGAGAGGAGUACAUGGUGUACCUGUCCUUUCCUGAUCCACAAAAGCCCAACAAGGUCACUGUAGUGAACCCGUCUAAUACUGUGCUCCACACCGUCAGAGAAAAAGAAAAGAAUUAUACUUCAGACCAACUGGAUCCUGAGGUGGUUCAACCCUACGCUGCGUACUCCCCUGCAGGACAACCAAAGGGGAAACUAGUUUAUGCCAACCAGGGAACGGCCAAGGACUAUGAACAUCUGAGCCAGAAGGUGAACCUGACGGGAACCAUCGCCAUCACCAGAUAUGGAGGCGCAGGAAGAGCCGCCAAAGCCAUCAACGCCGCCCCCUACGGUGUCAUCGGCGUCCUCGUCUACACUGACCCUUUAGACAUUAACGACGGUUACAUGUCAGAUGACAAUGAGACGUAUCCUCACUCGUGGUACCUGCCGCCCUCUGGGGUGGAGAGAGGCUCCUUCAACACUCACUAUGGAGACAUGCUCACCCCCUACCUGGCCGCCAAAGAACAUACCUACAGAAUUCCACCUGAAAACGUAACUGGAAUCCCUCCAAUUCCAAUUCAACCAAUUGGAUUUGAAGACGCCAACGUAUUGAUUUGUGAGCUGGGUGGUGAGGCAGCUCCUGCUGAAUGGCGGGGAGCCUUUAACUGCCCCUACAACUAUGGAGGUCCAGGGUUCAAACCUACGUCUGACUUUAACAACAGUGAUGUGAAACUGGAGAUCUACAACUAUGAGGAGGUGAGGAGGUCCUCCAACGUGAUGGGAGUUAUUCGAGGCAGCGUAGAACCAGACCGGUACGUCCUGUAUGGGAACCACAGGGACAGUUGGGUCCACGGUGCCAUCGACCCCAGCAGUGGGACGUCCGUCAUGUUGGAACUGACCAGAGUCCUGGGCCAGAUGGUGAAGCAGGGUAAAUGGAGACCACGCAGAUCCAUCAUCUUUGGAAGCUGGGGGGCAGAGGAGUUUGGCCUCAUAGGCUCUGCAGAAUACGCAGAGCAAUACAUCGCCAAGCUCAGUGAACGCGCUGUCGCUUACAUCAACGUGGAUAUAGCUGUUUUUGCUAAUGCGACCCUCAGAGCCUCUGGGAUGCCUUCAGUUCAGAAUGUGAUCUUCACCGCUGCUAAACAGGUCAGUGCACCAGGACUGGAGUCCACAUCUGUUUAUGACAACUGGAUGAAAUAUUCCAGCAAAGAUAGUCCAACCUACGGACGCAUCCCACGGAUGGGCUAUUUGACCGGAGCAGGAAGUGAUUAUGCUGCUUUUGUCCAUUAUCUGGGAAUUGCAUCCAUGGACAUUUCAUACACAUAUGACCGGAAUAAAACCAAAGCUCGUAUUUACCCUGCAUACCACACAGCAUAUGACACCUAUGACUAUGCAUCCACAUACAUCGAUCCAGGAUUCUUGAGCCACCAGGCUGUUGCCAGGACAGCGGGGAACGUCCUGAUCCGAUUGGCCGACAGCCUCCUGCUGCCGUUCAACUGCAGUGACUACGCUGAGGUUCUGGAGGAGUAUGUGAACACAGCAGUGGACCUAUAUGAAGACAGACUGAAAACACACAACAUAAGCAUGGAACCAAUAAAACAGGCUGUGGACAAGUUUAACCGAGCAGCAACACAUAUGGACCAAGUAAUACAGAAAUUAGACAGGACCAAAGAAACACCUCUAAAAGUGCGAAUGAUUAAUGACCAGCUCAUGCUGCUGGACCGAGCCUUCCUGGACCCGCUGGCCUUCCCAGAUAAAUACGCCUUCAGGCAUAUUAUCUGGGCUUCCAGCAGUGCAGGGAAGUCCACAUUCCCCGGGUUGGCCGAUGCCUUCGUUAAAGCCGAGUCAUCAGGCGACUGGGACCGAGUUCACUACCACCUGUCAGUCCUGAGUCAGGGCAUCGACGGCGCUGCACACACACUGAUGGACGUCAUAUAGAAGAGGAGGAGGAGGAGGAAGAGGAGGAGGAGGAUGAAGUGCACUCCCUGUGGGAUUUUGAGCAUAAACCAGUGGUGUUAUUCCUACACACAGAUCCACUCUAAUGUUAAAACCACUGAAUGGCACUGAGUAAAACACACCAGUGAACUACUGAAGCUAUAAAACACUGUCGUUGGACGUCCUUC